AUGAGAAAAUUAUUUUUAUUAAUAUAUGCUAUCACCUUAUUUUCAGUAUAUGUAAUUAAAGGUGCAAAAAGAAAUGAUAGUUCCACAAAAAAAAAGUCAUUGAUGAGUAUCUUAUUUGGAAAUUUGUUUACCAGAUAUAAGAAGAAAAAAAAGUCUUCUUUUAAUUAUGCAAAAAGUGAAGCAGAUUGUAGCAUUCCGACCGAACUUGAAGACCAAGUAAAUUAUGAAAUUUAUAGCGAUGAAAAUAUUUCUAAUGAAGUUGAAGAAGAUAUAGCGAGAGAUAAAUUUAAUAAAACAUAUGGAGAAUUAUACAAAAGACAAAGUAAGCAUGAUAAUUAUGAAGAUUCAUAUGAUAAUAAUUAUUAUCAGAAUUAUGGAAUAAAAAAAAUAGCGAAUUGUCAUAUAUUAGAUUUACAUUUAGGAGAGUAUGCUCCUAAGGAAAAGAAAAAAAAUGGUUCAUUUAAACAGAUUAUUUUAUUUCAGAAUUAUUAUAAAGAAAACAUAACAAAUAAUAACUCAAAUAGUCUUGGGGAAAAUGAGUAUCCAUUUAAUUUUAUAUAUCAUCCUAAAGAAAAAGAAAAAGAAAAAAAACGUAGACCUAAAAGUAUGAAUUUAGAUUCUAAAAGUUAUGAUCCAUUUAAAGAGGAAAGUUACGAAAAAAAAAAAAAAAAAAGAUGGAGUACUAUUGGAUUUUCAAGGAAAAAAAUAAAUAAUUUUGAUUGUUUUGAAGAUUUAAAUAUAUCACAUUUUUCUUAUGAGGAAGAUAAUAAAGCAGAAAAUAAUGAAAAAAAAUAUGCACAAGACAUUUAUGGAGUUCAAGGUAUAUUUGCGUGGACCUCUGAAGACGCAUUAAAUUUAAAUCCUAAACCUACAAGAACUCAAAGUUUACCACAUAUAGUUGAAAAUAAUGUAAAUGGAGAAUAUGAAAAAAAAUAUGACGAUGAUGAAAUUGAUUUAUUUUAUUAUUGCAUUAAAGAAAUAAAAAAGAGGGAAAUGGAAAAGGAGGAAGAAAAACAAAAAGAAAAACAAAAUAUAGAUUUAAAAAACAAAAAUGUAAACUAUCCAUUAGAUGAUGAUGCUUUAUUAGAAAGCAUACCUCAUAAAGAACAAUAUAAUUAUUCAUGUGUAACAAAUAAUAAAAAUACAUAUCAUGAAAUUCUGGAAAAUAAAAAAAAAGACGAAAUAAAAGAAUUAAAAAAUUAUUUGGAAUUAUUGAAAGAAAAAAGAAAAGAGAACUUGGAAAAUAUAAAACUCAGACGCUCAUCUUCUUUUUCCCAAUUUAAUACAAAUGUAAAUUCAAAUUCUGAUUUUCAUCCUGAAAAAAAUGAUGACAAAAAAUUAAUGCUGAAUGAAAAAGCACACCUCUUGAAUGAUAAUAUAAGUGAGUAUUCGUGUUGUAUUGAACAUAUUGAUAUGAAAAAAUGA
Messenger RNA from Plasmodium adleri (nom. inval.), 1425 nucleotides. Its product is annotated as conserved Plasmodium protein, unknown function. The record is from RefSeq and is a predicted model, not a curated record. Bases 1 to 1425 code for a protein of 474 amino acids. The transcript has 3 exons. NCBI's taxonomy places the organism in Eukaryota, Apicomplexa, Aconoidasida, Haemosporida, Plasmodiidae.